AUGACUUCUAGAAACACAAUAUUUCUAUGAGUGCGAAAAAGACAAAAAACAGAGAAAAAAUGUUGUCUCACUCUUCGUUUUAAAAAAAUCGUCCAAAUCCCUUAAAAUACGAUGUUAGUGAUAGGUAGAAUCAGGUAGAAUUUUAAAGUAUAGAGGAUCGUGUCUUGGCCGUUGUCAGAAGAAACAAAGAAAAAAUUUCAAUCGAAAUUAUUAAGUAUUUUUUAAUUUACGUCGUAUUUUGCAUUUUUAAUAUUGUUUUUGGACGAUUGUCUCUAAACGAACAAUGGCAAUAAUAAGGACGAUUACCUUCAAAUUUAGAAAGACAAUCAUGUUUAUGUAAUACCCGAAUGAUCAUAAAUGACAGUAGUCAAUUUAUUUCCUGAAAAUAAAUUUUUUUUUCAAUUGUUUUAAAAAGAAUAUUUUUUUUCUUGUCACGCGCUUCUAAGUGCGCCCCUCUUUACACUGCGCCCUGGGCAGUUGCCUCUCUUGCCCACCCCUUGUUACGGCACUGGAUGAUGACAUCGUAUAUGCUUCUUUUCGAUUUUUUUGUAAAAUUAAUAAUAAAUUAAUGGUGAUGUUUGAAAGAUUGAUAACAGAAGCUGAUGAAAUGUUUGUUCACGAAGAAUCUAGUUUAGUAGUCGAUCAUAUUAUACCAUUUGAAAUGGCAAAUAUCUUCUAUCUACAGGCGAGCUACUGAAUGUUUGGAUCUGAGUAUUUUUUCUUAAAGCUUAUGACUCCCCUUCUAUGCGUCCACUAAGUCACACACACAUUUAUAAAAAAAUAAACGAUGUAAAUCGAGUGCUGCCGAGUUUACUUUGAGAUAGCCGACAUCAGCCGAAAUCACCAUGUCUCGGCAGCACUCGGUUUACAUCGUUUAUUUUUUUAUAAAUGUAUGCAAAUGUAUGUGUGACUUACUGGACGCAUAGAAGGGGAAUCAUAGGCUUCAAGAAAAAAUACUCAGAUCCAAACAUUCAGUAGCUCGCCUGUACGUAAUAUUUCUCUUCUAAAAGCUAUUACUAGUCUAAUAAAAGUCAGUCAAUAUGUAUUCAGCCAAAUCAAUUAAAUAUGGUUAUGUAGCCAAUAAAAUAGUCAUUAUAUUAUGCUUCUGAAUCGAAACUUCUUUUUCUAUUUAAUUCUAAUUUUAGUUGUCAUAAGUAAAGUUGCUUUGUAAAAUUAAUACUGACCGUAAGAAUUAAUAAUUGUAACGAAUUUCCAUCAAUUGAAUAUUGAUCAGUUUUACUUCGUUUAAAUAAAUAAUAAAAUCUAAUAGUAUCAGUCUUUUCUUGUUCAACCGUGGUACCAAAAAUGUAUAGUGUGCCACUGGAGAAAAAACUGUUUUUUGUUGUAUGUGUUGUUAAAUCGAAUGUAGGUGUGCUAUUAUUGCCUGAAACAAGACACAAUCCAAUGAUUUAUAGCUCAUAGCUUCAUUCCAAGGUCGAAGAAAUUUAUCAAAUUCGUGAAGAAAUAAAAAAAGAAAAACCGUUAUUCCAAAAUUUUUUGGCGUAGCGUUUUCUUGCUACAAAGAGUACUUACUUACACAGGUUUAAAUUUUAAAAGUUGCCAACUUCGCCAAUAAAUAACGAGUCAUAUCCACGGUCAAAUAAUCUGGAACCAUUUUAGUAAACCAAUUAACGAGUUUUCGAAACGAUUUGACCUAAGAAUUUGUAAACAUGGCCGUCCUAAUUCUCAUAAAUCUAGUUAUAUAUUCCCAGUCGACGUGAUUUUCCUAGUAAUUUUAAUGGAACGUACCCCAGGAAGCUCAAGAUCGCGAUCUUUAGAAAAAUUUUGAUAUUUUGUUGUGGUAAACAUGCUGCUGCUACUGAGUGCAGGGCCAUGACGACUAGAAGACAGGAUAGCUAUUUUUGACAUAAUUAUCCGCAAGUUAUUCCGAGUGACUAGAAUGAAUAUUUUGUAAAAAUUAACCCUCAUUUAUGGCUUGAUUUUUUUUCCUCAAUGGUUUUCAUCAAUGACUAUAUCGCUUCUGAGCGUUUCCAUGUUAUCCUAUGAAACUGGGAUAAUCAUGUCGAGGAAUAGCUAUCCGGGAGUGCUAUUCUUGGCUCCAUGAAAAACAUCCAUGAAAAUUAUUAAUUAGCGACUGAAAAUUAUUAAGAAGCGACUUUACUUUUCCAUGUCGCUGCAAUAAUUCAUACCGGCGAAUAGAUGUUGCGGGUGAAAAGUAAAGUUUCUUCUUGAUAUUUUUCAUGUAAAUUAACGAUAUUUUGGUGAAAUAGGCUAAGAAAACAUGGAAUAUGAUAGAUACAUGAAAAUUAUUAGGAAACGGCUUAACUUUCCCUUGAUGCCGUGAAAACUUAUGACGGUGAAUAGAUGUUGAGGGACCCACAACAUUGGACCGAAAAUACAACACUUUUAUGAAAAUCAAGCUGUCACGUGCUCAAAAGCCAAUCUGCGCAAUCUGCUUAUCGUAACACUUAUUUUUAUAAUUUAGAAUCAAAUUAUUGAAUUUUUAACAGAUUUUUAUUAUCGUAAAUCUCUAUAAACACUGCAAUGACCAUGUCACUGCAGUGCCUCACUCACAAGCGCUGCCAGCGGAGAAAAAAAAGCUUUAAACUGAAAUUAUUAUUUUGUCCCAUUUUGUCCCGUGAAUCGGACUGCUCUGCGAUGACCUACUCCCAGCUGUUUAUCAAUUCACAGACAUUGCUGCAGGUUAGAAUAUGUGUGGAACAUCUUACAUUUCUAUUUUUUUGAUUAAGAAAGUUUAGUGAUUACGUUCAUCUAUAUUUGAUUAUUGAAAAAAUAGCUACAAAAAUUUCAACAAGUAAGUCAUCUUUUCAGUUUAUAUGUUUGAAUAUUUUUUUUGACAGAAUCUAUUGUUUGAUUAUAUACACUGAUAAUGAACAAAUUUUAAUUUUGUAGUCGAUAAGAUGCCAAAAAAAAACAAAAAUAACAAAAUACCAUCAGCAACAAUUGACCAGACAUUAACAAGCAAACGCAAUAAAGUUUUAACAAAAAACUGUUCGCCACGCCAAAACAAGAAAAAAAGUUCUAUUUCAACAGCAAGCGAAAACCUUGCUCUUUUCUUGCAGAGGUUUCGUACCAAUAAUAUUAAUUCACUGAGAAUGUCGAGCGUUGGGGUGUUUAAUAUACGCAAUCAAAUUAAAUACAAUGGAGAAUUAUCAGAUCAUAGUCUUGAUGAACGAAAUACCAAUAAUGUUACACUAAGAAAAAAGCGUGAUUUACCGUGGUGGCACCAGUACUUGGACACACCCUAGUAGUCGGACACUUUCCUAUUAUUCAGUAAUUACGACGAUAAUUUUCGUUCCAACAUGUAAAUAAUUUUUUUAAAUAUUUCUACUCUUUAUUAUCUCUAAUUUAAACAGGAGGUUUUUGUUUUAUGAGGAAUAAAAAUAUUUAAAAAAAAAAGGUAAAGGUAGAAUGAACUCAAGUGAUACCCAAACGCCUAUGAGAGGGCACUGUGAGUAGUCGUAGUCGAGUGAUUGCUGCUAAUUGAUGGACGUAUGAAUUUAUGAUGGGAAAACCAAAACCAACAUCCAAAUAUAAUGAAGCUGAUUUAGAAGAAGCUUUAUCAAGAAUACGUAAUGGACAAUCAGUUCGCAGUGUUUCUAAACAAUUAAAUAUUCCAAAAUCAACAUUAGCAGAUAAAAAAAAAAGUACUUCGAAAAAAACAAUUCAACGAAAAGGACCAGAAUGUGUACUUGGUAUUGAAAAUGAAAUACAGUUGGUGAAAUGGAUCAUGUAUAUGAGUGAACAUGGAUUUCCAAUCACAAGAAUCCAAUUGUUUAAUAGUGUUCAGUUAUUGUUGAAACAUUUGAAAAAAAAAAGUCCAUUUACAAAUAAUCGACCUGGUAAACAUUGGCUGUCAUCUUUCAUGAGUCGUCAUCCAGAACUUUGUGAAAAAAUGUCACAAAAUUUACUUUAUACUCGAGCUACUCUUACUGAAGGAAUGAUACGAGGAUGGUUCAAAGAAAUAAAGUGUUAUCUCGAAAAAGAAAAUUUAAUAAAUAUAGAUGCCACACGUAUUUAUAAUUGUGAUGAAUCUGCAUUUGCUCUCAGUCCAAAAGGUGAUAAAGUGAUUGUAAAAAGAGGUGAAAAAACAUCUUAUAGUUUUGUUGCUAAUGAUGAAAAAGAAUGUGUUACAACAUUGUUUUGUGGAAAUGCUGCAGGACAGCUUCUUCCACCAAUGGUUUUAUUUAACUAUGCUAGACUAAUUCCUAAAAGUAUAUCAAUAACGAUGCCAAAAGGAUGGGGUGUUGGACGAACAGAUAGUGGUUGGCAAACUGGUGAAUCAUUUUAUGAAUGGACAGCCAACUGUUUUGAGCCUUGGCUAAGAAAAGAAAAAAUUCAGUUUCCAGUAAUUUUAUAUAUUGAUGGACAUACCUCUCAUAUGACUCUUGAACUUAGUAAAUUUUGUAAAAAAAAAAAUAUCAUUUUAAUUGCACUUCAUCCUAAUGCUACACAUAUAAUUCAACCACUUGAUGUGGCUUUUUUCCUUCCCAUGAAAAAAGUGUGGAAAGAAGUGGUACGAGACUGGCGUGCAGAAAAUGAUGGAGCGUCUCUAAAACAAGAAAUAUAUUCUGGUUUGUUGAAACAAGCAAUUGAAAAGUUCGACGUACAGUCAAUUUUGUCAAGUGGUUUUCGUGCUUCUGGUCUAUAUCCUUUUUCUGCUGAUGCAGUUAAAUUUGAUAAAUUUUUUAAAACUAAAAAAAAUGAUAAAGUUCAUGCUGAUCAACAUUCUCAGGUUGUGAUGAAUCAUUUAGAGAUUUUAGAGAGUUACAUGGAACCAAAUAUUUUAAAACUCUUCAAGAAUUUUCCUGAUGACAUUGAUUGGGUAGAACCAAUAGAAUAUAAAGGACUUUACAAUUAUUAGAAACAAGCAAAAAACAACUGUAACAAGUCAAGUGAACAAGUACAAACAAGCUGUGGUGAACUGAAGAUAAAACAUACUGAGGUUGAGGUUACUGAUCACAUUUUAAAUAUCGAUUUCAUUGAAAAUAACAGUCAAGACCCAUUGAGUAAUUUUAAUAUUUAUGGUGUAGCUGAUGAUGGUGAACUACUAUUAAGUACA
This is a messenger RNA of Aphidius gifuensis, 5044 nucleotides long. Its product is annotated as MFS-type transporter clz9-like. Bases 3485 to 4846 code for a protein of 453 amino acids. The transcript is spliced from 4 exons. NCBI's taxonomy places the organism in Eukaryota, Metazoa, Arthropoda, Insecta, Hymenoptera, Braconidae. Gene Ontology annotation, cellular component: nucleus. The record is from RefSeq and is a predicted model, not a curated record. Gene Ontology annotation, molecular function: DNA binding.